AUGAGCCAGGCUGAAGUUUCUCUGGCCGCUGCCCCGCAGUGCAUGUUCCAGGAGGCGGUGCGGCACGGCAACACACGGGAACUGCAAUCACUGCUACAGAACAUAACCAACUGUCACUUCAACGUCAACUCAUUUGGGCCCGAGUGCCAAACGGCGCUGCACCAGUCGGUGAUCGCCGGGAACCUGGAGCUCGUCAAGCUGCUUGUUAAGUUUGGUGCCAACGUUCGCCUGGCCAACUGUGACAGCUGGAGCGCGCUGCACAUCGCGGCCUUUGGCGGCCAUCAGGACAUCGUGCUCUACCUCAACACCAAGGCCAAGUACAGGGCCAGCAGUGGCCAGUGA
Molecule: messenger RNA, 342 nt
Organism: Hypanus sabinus (Atlantic stingray)
Lineage: Eukaryota; Metazoa; Chordata; Chondrichthyes; Myliobatiformes; Dasyatidae
Product: notch-regulated ankyrin repeat-containing protein-like
Exons: 1
Coding region: 1-342 (113 amino acids)
Cellular component (GO): cytoplasm
Molecular function (GO): enzyme inhibitor activity; protein binding; phosphatase regulator activity
Source: RefSeq, a predicted model, not a curated record